Molecule: messenger RNA, 1294 nt
Organism: Humulus lupulus (European hop)
Lineage: Eukaryota; Viridiplantae; Streptophyta; Magnoliopsida; Rosales; Cannabaceae
Product: galactinol synthase 1
Exons: 4
Coding region: 96-1127 (343 amino acids)
Molecular function (GO): glycosyltransferase activity
Source: RefSeq, a predicted model, not a curated record
AGGUAGGACUCAGGAACAACUAGGUUAGUGGAGUGGCUUCCUCAGUGUUGCUAAAUUUUACUUUCCGAAUAGCUCCUCAUACCAUUAAUAAUAAAAUGGGUCCAGAAGUGGCUGUGGAGGUGAUCAACGGUAAGGUCUCAGCUCAUGUGAAUGGUGGGACUACAUACUCUUCUAGUAAAAGGGCUUACGUAACUUUCUUAGCUGGUAAUGGUGAUUACGUGAAAGGGGUGGUGGGAUUGGCCAAGGGCUUGAGGAAAGUGAAGAGUGCUUACCCACUUGUGGUGGCAAUACUGCCUGAUGUGCCUGAAGAACACCGUCACAUUUUAAGGUCUCAGGGUUGCAUCGUCCGAGAGAUUGACCCCAUCUAUCCACCUGAAAAUCAGAUUCAGUUUGCCAUGGCUUAUUAUGUCAUCAACUACUCUAAGCUCCGUAUUUGGAAUUUUGUGGAGUACAGCAAGAUGAUGUAUUUGGAUGCGGAUAUUCAAGUGUUCGAAAACAUAGAUCAUCUAUUUGAUAUGGAUGAUGGGUACUUCUACGCUACGAUGGAUUGCUUCUGUGAGAAAACAUGGAGCCACUCAGUGCAGUUCAAGAUUGGAUAUUGCCAACAGUGCCCUGAUAGGGUUAAAUGGCCAGCUGAGAUGGGUCCUCCUCCACCCUUGUAUUUCAACGCUGGCAUGUUCGUGUUCGAGCCCAGUUCUUUAACCUAUCAAAACCUUCUUCACACUCUCAAAAUUACUCCACCCACUCCUUUUGCAGAACAAGAUUUCUUGAACAUGUUCUUUGAAAAAGUGUUCAAGCCAAUACCCCUUGAAUACAACCUUGUUUUGGCCAUGUUAUGGCGUCACCCAGAGAACGUCGAUUUCAACCAAGUAAAGGUGGCGCACUAUUGUGCUGCUGGAUCGAAACCAUGGCGUUUCACUGGCAAGGAAGCUAACAUGGAUCGAGAAGACAUUAACAUCUUGGUGACCAAAUGGUGGGAGAUAUACAACGACGAGUCACUCGACUACAAGCCCGAAAACGCACUUACUGCUAAUGACGAAGACACUAAUUUCUCAAGGACCUCAUCGAUCAUGGCUUCAAUGCCAGAGCCAAGGAUGGCCUACAUUCCAGCACCCUCUGCUGCCUGAACGUCGAUAUCUUAGAGUACUAUUAUAUGAUCUAUGAACAAACUUCUCUCUUCGAAGUUGGUGUGCUCCUACCUAAUUUUGGUACCUCGGCCUAGUCCUUCAAUAUACUCUUUUCUUUCAGGCUGUUUAUUUUUACUAGUUAUGAAUCAAGAAUUAAUUAAUACUCU